Molecule: messenger RNA, 682 nt
Organism: Drosophila suzukii
Lineage: Eukaryota; Metazoa; Arthropoda; Insecta; Diptera; Drosophilidae
Source: RefSeq, a predicted model, not a curated record
AGUUUGAAUUGCAAAUGAGUGAAUUGCAGAUGAACUGGGAAUUUUCCAAUUGCUAUUUGAAGAACUAAAUGGACUCAACUCGGCAGAGGCAGUGUGAAAUGUGUGGAGCGGCUGGCGAAGAUUCAGAUGAGUGCUGCGUAGUGUUCUACGGAAUAUGGAGCAUAGUUAUUGGAGCUCUUUGCUUGAUAAGCGGGGUGUAUUUCACGGUUGUCACCUGGACCACUACGGCUGCUACUGAUGGAAAAUAUGCUAUAAUGGUGGUUGUCUCUGUACUAGCCACUGUUUAUGCGAUUGCCUGCGUGUCGUACAUUUUUGCUGGGAUUUUCAUGAUGGUCGGACGGUUAAAUCACUCAAGACGUAUAUUUAUGUGUGGAAAAAUUCUUAGCUAUUUCUUUCCAAUUUACACCUUUUUGUUCAUAUUUACUAUAGUUGUCCACUUUGUUAUCCUCCCGAAAAUAUGCAGGUAUGUGAAUAAGACCUUCCGCUAAAAAACCGUACGACGACUCGUGUUUUGGAUUACUUCACAAUUCUGGCAACCCUAUAAAUCUAUUGUUGAAGUGUGCAAUUUCGGAAAAAUUCUUAGAAAUCGCAAAACAAGGACUAAUCUGCACAGUCUGUUACCAUGCGAAUGUUUUUAAAAAUUGUUUGUAAUGCUGAGUUUUACCGACUUAUUAAAUGUUUA